Messenger RNA from Trypanosoma theileri, 1536 nucleotides. RefSeq lists its product as uncharacterized. The transcript has a single exon. The coding region runs from base 1 to 1536 and encodes 511 amino acids. The record is from RefSeq and is a predicted model, not a curated record. Lineage: Eukaryota; Euglenozoa; Kinetoplastea; Trypanosomatida; Trypanosomatidae.
AUGAAUGAAGCUCAACUGACAAUAGCCAAGAGUUACGAUGGCCUUAUUGAUGAUUAUGUUACAGAUAUGGAUGCUUUGGAACAGGCUCGAGAGGAUCUAGGUAAUAUGAAUUGUCAAUACAGGUCAAGUAAACUACAUCGAACAUUAGUAGAUUUGCAGGAUACUGUAAACAAUUCUAUUAACACAGAUGUGCAUGUUGGUACAGUCUGCAUACCGGCUGCUGAUGCCGUUAUAACAGUGGCGGGAAUGUCCAUUGCGUUGCCUAUACCUGCUGAGAAGGUAACUUCACUCUACACUGCACUAAAUCCAUCUUUAGUCGGUGUAGAGAUGCGAGGUGAUGUCUUUGAUACCAAUCUACGUAUGUCGCACGAAGCACCUGCAGACUCUAUGCAAGUGAGUCAUUCUAUUUCAACCUUUGAUUUUCCUUUUGAAUUGGAGGAGAUUCACCAAAAGAUAUGUCCCUCUGCUGUAUCUAUCCGUGCUGAAUUGUAUAAAUUGGUUAUGUACGGAGUGGGUGAUUUCUUCGUACCCCAUCGUGAUUCCAUGUCAUCUGCUGAUAUGUUUGGUUCCAUAUCUAUGCAGCUUCCUAUUUUGUCUGAAUCUGGUACUAGUCAGGAACGUACAGUUUCAAAUAGUGUAAAAGAUCCUGGACAACUUGUUUUUUAUAUUGGUCGAGAAACACCAGAAUGCAAUUGUGAAAGUCUUUCUACAUCCUCCAUGUAUAGUGAUUGCUACAAUGCAGAUGUCCAGUGGGCACAUACAGUUGAUCUUGGUUCCCUUGAGAGAAUUACAACAACAGAUGGUAAUAUUGCUAUGUCUUUUGCGGCGUGGACGGGUGAUGUUUUACAUGAAGUCCGACGUGUUGAAAGUGGAUACCGUGCCGUUUUGGUUUAUCGACUAUACAAACAAGGACAUAAAGAAUCUUAUAUUCCUCUUCCUCUACGUCUUUCUGUAGAAGAAAAGAUUAUGUCUGUGUUCAACACUAUGAAUAGUGAAGCCCAUCAUCAUUUUCGUUAUCUUGGUGUAAUACUUCGACAUGCUUAUGCCCCGGCGGGUCUUCAACCGGAAUAUCUUAAAGGAAUUGAUGCUGUAAUGUACAGUAUUGCUUCAAAAACGAAUAAAUGUCUUUUAUUUAAUGCUCAUCAAGUGGAUGAGGGACCACUUGCAACUCGUUAUAAUCUACGUAAAGAUGCCGUUACAUAUUUGAUGUUUCUCACUACAGAAGUUGUACCGGCAGAUGUGGAUUUCUCCAGUGAUGAUGCCCGAGAAAGUAUGGCUAAACAUUAUAAAGUGUUUACCAAUACCGCAUGGAUUCAAUUGGGGUUUGGCACUUUAGUGGGCGGAGGCUUCUGCUUUGGUAAUGUCACUACAAGUACAGAUUGGUGGUAUCGUUCUGCCGUUAUGAUUAUUACGCAAGAGCCGAGUCUAUGGAUGCGUAGACGUCCUUUGUUUCUUAUAAUGACCAAAGGAUCAAGAACCAUGCGUCAAUUAAAUUCACUCUUGGAAGUGAUGAAAACGAUCGCUUCCUUUCUCUAA